AAACAAAAGAACAUGUUGUGGUCUUGGAUGUGUAUUUUUAAUGCACAUAAACAACACUUUUACUGCAAUGCCAUCUGUGUCCCUAAACUAAAAAAGACCAGGCUCCGAGCGGCUGAUAUUUAAAAAGUCCCCUCAGGUGCAUGGCCCCAGCCACAAGCACCCAAACGAUCGGGAACCAUUGAGGAGACAUGUUUGCCGUUGAGUAAUGGAAUUCAGCUUCCUACUUUUUUCCUGUGUCUUACCAAACCAUGUGUCACGUCCACUGUGUUAGAAUCACAUAACGAUGAGCAUUAGUCUUCCAACACCUGUGAUGCCCUCAAGUGGCCGCUAGGGCGCACUAAACACCGCCGAUGCGCACUCCAGAGAGGUUGUCAUUGAAAGCACCUUCUAAAACCUAUGACAUCAUUUGACUUUUCAUUAGCAGGCGGUAAUUAAACUUUCGAUGUCAUUAUACCCUGACAGGCAACCUAGCGGGCAUCUUUUUAGUAUUUGGAAAGAGCUUCUUGAGGUAAAUUCAGCUCUAGGUCGGGACUGAAACCUUAAAUGACCCAACCUGAGUGGAAUUAGCAGCCGCGCACGGUAAUUUCAUAUAAGGAUAUUAAACAAGCCGUCAGAGAGCUCGAUUAGUUUGGUGCUUUAUCAUCUUUGACACAAUGACGAAAAGCGCGUUAGUUUGCAAAGAAGUCACGUCCACCCCUCCCUCUGUCUUUUCUCCCCCACCCUCUUUUUUUCUUCUCUCCAUCUCCCCUCUGCCUCUGAUUGGUUUUCUCCAAACAUAAUUGGAGGCAAAAUGUGACAUCCUCAAUGUCAUGGACAGGAAUGAGGCUUCGCCGGCAUCUGCUGCCACCAUGAAAAAGAAGGCGGUGGGCGCCGAGGGAUGCAGCCACAUCAGCGCACCAAAGGCUGCCGUCUCCAAAUGCACGAGAAGCGACAGCAGUCAGAACGGUCUGGACCCCGGUUCCCCCGGAGCAGCGAGCGGUGAGCUGCGCGGUGCCGCCAGCAACGUCGUGAUGGACGAGACGGAGGACGGAGAAGGGGAGUCCAAGUUUCAGCAUCCGCGGUUGCGCCGUGCCGGGGGGAGCGGCAGCGGCGGAGGAGGAGGAGGAGGAGGCGGAGGAGGAGGAGGCAGUAUCAGGAUGAAGAACUUUACGCCAGGAGGGGGAGCCGCGUCCUCGGGUUCCAGGAGAAACUCCAACAAGGAGCUUUGCCAUACGCACCCAGAGGACGCUGCUGCCGCUCCACGGCCCACUGCUGCCUCCAGAGCUACGAAGACCCAGACACCCUGUCCGGGCGAUGCUGCCCAGCGCGGCGAGACCAGCAGAGCAUCCGGGGCCGAGGCGUCGGGAUCAGCGGUCGCGUCAGAGGUUUUAAACGCGACAGCCGGUGAUGGUUGCAAAAGCGUCGCUCCAAUUUCCAGUAUGAAAUGCAACAAAAACGGAGAAUGCAGGAGGGACUCGGGUACCGGGAGCCUGCGCUCGAUCAUCUCCAAGCAGGAGAGGCAGACGGGAGGGUCGGGGAGGGCCGAGGAAGGAGGGGGCGCCAAGCGAGGAGCCCGUAACUCGACCACCGCCAGCAUGGACGGUUCGAUCACGCCAGGCGGGUCCCUGACCGGUGGGCACGGAGGAGAGAGCGUGAACCCCGGCACCACCCCCGUGUCCGGCGGUGCCCCCGAGAAAAGGGACUCCAAGGUGUCCUUUUCAAACGCACCAAGUCGGAAAGCGUCGUCCUCGCUGCACGGCCCAACUCAGACUCAGACCCAGCAGCCUCGGAACUCGGUGACUUUCCUGAAGCCGGAGGAUGGACCGCCCAUUGUGCCCGCCGAGGACGCGGAGCCUCAAGGCAGCCAAGUCAGCUUCAUGCAGCGGCAGUUUAGUAGUAUGCUUCAGCCUGGAGUUAACAAAUUCUCUCUGCGCAUGUAUGGUAGUCAAAAAGCAGUGGAGAGAGAGCAGGAGAGGGUCAAAUCAGCUGGGAAUUGGAUUAUCCACCCUUACAGCGAUUUCAGGUUCUACUGGGAUUUCACAAUGCUGCUGUUUAUGGUGGGCAACCUGAUCAUCAUCCCUGUAGGCAUCACCUUCUUCAAGGACGAGACAACUACGCCCUGGAUCAUCUUCAAUGUGGUCUCUGACACCUUCUUCCUCAUGGACCUGGUGCUCAACUUUCGCACUGGAAUCAUCAUUGAGGACAACUCAGACAUCAUUUUGGACCCUAAAACCAUAAAGAGGAAGUACUUAAAAACAUGGUUCAUUGUGGACUUUGUGUCCUCCAUCCCAGUGGAUUACAUAUUCCUCAUAGUGGAGAAAGGGAUUGACUCGGAGGUGUACAAGACUGCUCGGGCCCUGCGGAUAGUCCGCUUUACCAAGAUCCUAAGUCUUCUGAGGCUGUUGAGGCUCUCCAGAUUAAUACGCUACAUACACCAAUGGGAAGAGAUCUUCCAUAUGACUUAUGACCUGGCCAGUGCCGUGAUGCGGAUAUUUAACCUGAUUGGUAUGAUGCUGCUGCUGUGUCACUGGGACGGCUGCCUACAGUUCCUGGUUCCCAUGCUGCAGGACUUCCCCUCAGACUGUUGGGUGUCCCUAAACAAGAUGGAGAACGAUACCUGGUCUGAGCUGUACUCCUUUGCUGUGUUCAAGGCAAUGAGUCACAUGCUUUGCAUCGGUUACGGCCGGCAGGCCCCGGAGAGUCUUUCAGACAUCUGGCUCACCAUGCUGAGCAUGAUUGUAGGAGCAACUUGCUACGCUGUUUUCAUUGGCCAUGCAACGGCCCUUAUCCAGUCCUUGGACUCCUCCAGACGGCAGUAUCAGGAAAAGUACAAACAAGUGGAGCAAUACAUGUCCUUCCACAAGCUGCCUUCCGACUUCCGGCAGAAAAUCCAUGACUACUAUGAGCACAGAUACCAGGGCAAGAUGUUUGAUGAAGAGAGCAUUUUGGACGAACUCAGUGAGCCUCUCAGAGAGGAAAUUGUGAACUUCAACUGUCGCAAGCUGGUGGCCUCCAUGCCGCUGUUUGCCAACGCGGAGCCGUACUUUGUGACGGCCAUGUUGACCAAGCUGCGUUUUGAGGUAUUCCAGCCGCAUGAUUACAUCAUAAGGGAAGGAACCAUUGGGAAGAAAAUGUACUUCAUUCAGCACGGAGUCUGCAGCGUCAUCACUAAGGGAACUCUGGCAAUGAAACUCUCUGACGGCUCUUAUUUUGGAGAGAUCUGCUUAUUAACGAGGGGUCGGCGAACGGCCAGCGUGCGAGCCGAGACUUACUGUCGACUCUACUCGUUGUCCGUUGACCACUUCAAUGAGGUGCUCGAAGAAUAUCCCAUGAUGAGGCGCGCCUUCGAGACCGUUGCCAUCGACCGUCUAGACCGCAUAGGUAAAAAGAACUCCACCCUGAUGCACAAGGUUCAGCAUGACCUCAACUCUGGUGUCUUCAACAAUCAGGAGAACGAGCUGAUCCAGGAGAUUGUCAAGUACGACCGUGAGAUGGUGAAGUUGGUGGACCUGCAGCGCCCACGCGCCAUGUCAAUGACCCCGUCCAUUGGCGGCAUCUUUGCUCCCCCCGGUCAGUCGCAGUCGGGCUCUGCUAUCGCCACGCUCCAGCAGGCCGUGGCUAUGAGCUUUUGUCCUCAGAUGGCGAGUCCGCUGGUGGGUCCAGGGACUCUGCAGUCUCCUCGUAUGGUGCGACGGUUCCAUGUGAUGCAGAGCCUGGCCAGCCCGGUCGCCAUGUCUCCUCUUCAGUCUCAACCUCCUCAAACGUUCGGAGGGGCGUUUGGUUCAGCGAUCUCCAGCCCGCCUGUUCAGAGCCCGCUCGCAGCUUCAGGUCGGACUUUCCAGUACAUGGCAAGCGCAGGACCCUCUGGUUCCCAAUUGUCUCUAGUACACCACCAUGCCCCCAGCCCAACACAGACCCAGCAGAGGCCUGCCUCUCACAAGAGCACCCACUCCCUCCACGCAGGCAGCUUGAGCCAGGAUACCCGGGCCAUAUCUGCCUCCCAGCUUUCACUUCCCCAGGAAGGAACACAACAAGCGGCCUCUGCAGCCCCCAGCCCUCCACCAUCCACCCGCACCUCCAACAACUCCAUUGGUCCCCCGCAGCCCCCUCACCCCAACCUGCCAGGGCCCUCGGGGGUGGGGAGAUCAGCAGGAGCUCAACAAAGGGUGGCCUUUGCCUCCACUCCCUCUCCCGGUGGACCUGCUGGAAAAGGGGCAGUAGCAGCAGCUGCUGGAUCAGGACCUCCAGACUCCGGAGUUCCCAAGAAAGAUUCAAUUGUCAGCCUUCCAGAGCUAGACUCUGCCAGAUCCCGGCUGUCUUCCAACUUGUGACCCUGGUAGAGUUCAGGAAAGAGGCCUUUUUUUGUAGGAGAAUCUGUUUGUUUUAGGUCAGACCAGCUGAUUCAUCAGCCUGCUAAAUGACCGAUCAGCAGCCGCCAGCGGCACCAGUCGGUGCACCUGGAUGCACGGCUCGCUGGUGUCAGGAGAAGGAAAAGAUCAAGUCUUUUGAGUCUAGACACUUUGGUUAGGAGGAGUCUAUACAAUUAAACUAGUAUAACUUAAGGUGGAACUGGUCUAGUCUACUGUGCCAGCAACUUUAGUCUUAGUAUCACCCCUUACACUGCUUCCAAACACCUACUGUAUAUCGCUGUCUUUACUGUAAAGAUAUGAAGAAAAGUAUGAUUUAUGUAACUAUUGCAUACUGUGUAGAAUCCAUGCAAUGCAAUCUAGCAGGAGCUGGACUUAAAAAUGAAAAUCAGGGACUUGAGGUCAAAUGACAAUGACAUUUUAAGCGUUUAAAAAGUGUUUUGAGUGUACUUUUUCUGUAUAAGCUGUCGUAGCAAAAGAACACAUUGCUCUUCAUAUUGUUUAAAAUAGUAGUGAAAAUAGUGUUUUAGACCGCUGGUCGAUCUUACAUCGAUUUGUAAAUAGUUGAUGAAAAAAUACAGAGGGAUAUUAUAUUCAUUGUAUCUACCCAAACCAAAGUUGAGCUUGAACACAAAGUCUGGUUGUGUCUGUAUCAACUAAAAAAGAAACAUAGAAGAAAAUGCCAUUUAUUUAACUGCCUUGAUUCAACGUUAGAAGCCAUAUAUUUGGUUUGUGUGUAUGUAUAUAUGUGGGUGUAAGUUUGUGUGCAUGAGUUUGUUGGGUCAUUUUGGUUACAUUUUCAAAGAAUGGACUCACACACAGAAGCGCAAUUGGUUUCACACGCUAACGGCAACGCUGACCUGUUUUCAUGAAACAUCUGGCAGGCGGUCAGCUGUUUAGUCGGCGCACUGAUUGUAACCCUGAAGGCAAAGGUGGUUAAAUAAUCUGAGCUUUAUUGAAAGGAAACAUUUGUGAACAAUCCACACUGUAUACUUGCUUGUUUUUGUCUAGGUUUAUUGAUUAACACAUGCAAUAUAAUUCUGCAAUACUCUACCCCGCCUAUAUAUAUAAAUAUAUAUGAAUAUAAAUAUCUUUACAUAUGCUGUACAGGAAAUUUUUCCUUUCAUUUCUUUUUAAUGUGAACUCUUAAAGAAUCCAGCAGCUAUUGUGGCUUCACUUGAAGUAUUGUAAUCCAGUGACCAUGUUGUUACGUUAACCAAAAAUGUUGGGAGGGAAUGAGAGGACAUGUCAUUUUUAUUAAAACAUAAGGGACAAACUGCUCAAAACUGGUCCCAGGAAGAAUUCUCACUUUGAGUUCAGCAAGUCAGAUCCUCGAAAACGUCACUUUAAACACCAUUUGAAGAUAUUAAAUUGUAAGAUGAAUGGGGGUGGGAUGUAUGGGGCACUAAUGCCCCACAUGAACCCAAAACUCCCACGAAUGUCUCAAUAGUUUGAUCCACAACAAACCCAUUUUUAAAAUUCCGGCAUUGGGUUUUUGGCUUUGGUUAUAUUUGUUCAAAAUAUUCUGAUCCUGUUGAACCUAAAAGCCUUCUCUUGCUGAAUGUAUGCCAUAUGAGAAGGAAGACAGCUAAUCAGAUAUAAACUGCCAUGUAAAUAAAGGGACAGAGAUUUAAAGAGGCUUUUAUGAUGCAAGGAGCAAGGCGAGGCAUUGCUGUACGUGUUGCUGCGUGUCUGUGUGAUCUUUUUCAGUUUGACGAUCCUUUUCUGGGUAGAACGUUGCUGUGUUGAAACUG
Messenger RNA from Pungitius pungitius (ninespine stickleback), 6100 nucleotides. RefSeq names its product potassium/sodium hyperpolarization-activated cyclic nucleotide-gated channel 2-like. The record is from RefSeq and is a predicted model, not a curated record. The transcript has 8 exons. Gene Ontology annotation, biological process: potassium ion transmembrane transport; sodium ion transmembrane transport; regulation of membrane depolarization. Gene Ontology annotation, cellular component: dendrite; axon; membrane. Gene Ontology annotation, molecular function: voltage-gated potassium channel activity. NCBI's taxonomy places the organism in Eukaryota, Metazoa, Chordata, Actinopteri, Perciformes, Gasterosteidae. Bases 810 to 4310 code for a protein of 1166 amino acids.